AUGACAUUUGCUGACCUUAUGGAGACGGUAGUGGAGAUGAAGGACUGCUUCGAUAUCAACAUGGUAGCUGUGAUCUUGUGGAUGAUUUGGGAAUGUAGAAAUUCUGACUGCGUGGGGGGCUGCUCUACUGACCUUCGAACCAUUCGUGUUAAGGCUUCGACCUUUCUCCAUGAUUUUUCCUCGGUUCAGAUUCCUCGACAGGUGCAGCUCUCAGUUUCUGGCAACAACUCUAGGUGGAUUCCCCCUAAUCCUUUGACAUAUAAGGUGAAUUUUGACUGGGCAAUUUUUAAGGAAUUGGGUGCUGCUGGUUUAGGUAUGGUUAUCCGAGACUCUGAAGAUUCAGUUAUUGGCGCCUUGGCUGAAAGAAUAUCUUUGCCAUGUUCAGUUGCUAAGGUGGAAGCCUUAGCGUGUAGAAGAGCAAUCUUAAUUAUUCGCGAAGGAGAUGAUGAUUUUUUGAAGCCACUGUCGAGGGGGAUGCUGAGAUUGUCAUCUCGACUCUUAAAGAUGGUAGGACUAGCAACUCUAAAUUUGGCCAUAUUAUCUAGGAUUCCCUUGUGUUAG
Quercus robur (English oak) is the source of this 561-nucleotide messenger RNA. RefSeq lists its product as uncharacterized. The coding region runs from base 1 to 561 and encodes 186 amino acids. NCBI's taxonomy places the organism in Eukaryota, Viridiplantae, Streptophyta, Magnoliopsida, Fagales, Fagaceae. The transcript has a single exon. The record is from RefSeq and is a predicted model, not a curated record.